Procambarus clarkii (red swamp crayfish) is the source of this 678-nucleotide messenger RNA. The record is from RefSeq and is a predicted model, not a curated record. Lineage: Eukaryota; Metazoa; Arthropoda; Malacostraca; Decapoda; Cambaridae.
AUGACUGUCUUCCAGUGUCUGUCAGCCUGUCUUACUGUGUCUGUGUGGCUGUCAGCCUGUCUUACUGUGUCUGUGUGGCUGUCAGCCUGUCUUACUGUGUCUGUGUGGCUGUCAGCCUGUCUUACUGUGUCUGUGUGGCUGUCAGCCUGUCUUACUGUGUCUGUGUGGCUGUCAGCCUGUCUUACUGUGUCUGUGUGGCUGUCAGCCUGUCUUACUGUGUCUGUGUGGCUGUCAGCCUGUCUUACUGUGUCUGUGUGGCUGUCAGCCUGUCUUACUGUGUCUGUGUGGCUGUCAGCCUGUCUUACUGUGUCUGUGUGGCUGUUAGCCUGUCUUACUGUGUCUGUGUGGCUGUCAGCCUGUCUUACUGUGUCUGUGUGGCUGUCAGCCUGUCUUACUGUGUCUGUGUGGCUGUCAGCCUGUCUUACUGUGUCUGUGUGGCUGUCAGCCUGUCUUACUGUGUCUGUGUGGCUGUCAGCCUGUCUUACUGUGUCUGUGUGGCUGUCAGCCUGUCUUACUGUGUCUGUGUGGCUGUCAGCCUGUCUUACUGUGUCUGUGUGGCUGUCAGCCUGUCUUACUGUGUCUGUGUGGCUGUCAGCCUGUCUUACUCUGUCUGUGUGGCUGUCAGCCUGUCUUACUCUGUCUGUGUGGCUGUCAGCCUGUCUUCCAGUGUCUGUCUAG